UGUGACAAGAAGAAGUUACAAACGUAUUGGAUAUAACCCGUGUCUUACACGAUUAUUAUCAAAUAGAAUUAAUCAGAAACCAAACGAAGCAAAGUAACUUUAACAACAGAUUCUCUACCGAAAGCUGGGUAUUCAACUUGGGAAUAUAUCAAAAUAAGAGAAUGCACUUCCCGCUACUGCAACUGGUCUGGAUCACCUUCGUGGUCUCGCACGAAAUAAACACAACGCUUCAUAUACAAGGAGAAAAGGGACCUCAAUAUGUUUUUGAACCCAUCGCAUCUCCGUCUCCUGGCCAAGGGCAGAAUGCAACUUCUGUGCCACAAUCUCAGCUAGAAUCAACAAAGGAAGAAAACCCUACCUCAGUACUUCUGGAACAAUCUAUUCCCGAGUGCAAGGAUGACAUCAACCAUGACAGUUUAUUCGACCGGGCCUUUCUCUGCCCCACGGCUGGUUCUCUCUACAAGUUAUUUGAAAAAUUUGAAGGAGCGAUUCAUAGCAUGCGCGUCAAAAUCACGGUGGAGAAGGUAGACGGACAGCUAACACUGCAGCCUCCUCCAAGUAUCAGCAUCAUCUCGCUUUUUCUUCAGAACGCGAACAUAACAGAAAUAUCUCAUGAAACGGAAGACCAGUCCUGGUUGUCAUCCUUAACCCAGCUGGACCUGAGGAACAACUCGCUCCUUGAGUUGAACCACAUGAAGUGGAUGAGCGUCCUGUCCUCGCUGACGGUACUCAGUCUCGGAGAAACGCCUGUGACGGAACAGGCUCUGACGUCACUGUUGCCACAUCUUCCUGCUCUCCAGCACCUUGACAUCUCCUCUUCUGGCCUUCAUUUCCUUCCUGAGAAAGCCUUCGACGAGAACCCGGAACUGGUAUACCUCGAUCUGUCGAAUAACGACUUUAGGAAAUUAACACUACCUGAAAACAACCGCUGGACCAAGGCGUGCGCGCUCUACCACCUGUGGCAUUACUCGAGGCUGGCGCUGCACAUUGACGUCCGCGAGGAACUCGACUGCUUCAGCGAAGAAGUUCUUUGGAGCGAGGAAGACGGUGAACUGCAGCGGGAAAGGCCUGGUCGAGUUGCCGAUCCUCGUACCCUCUGAGACAGAGACCUUCCUGGCGGACAACAAUGCCAUCACGAACUUAGAUAACCUCGCCUCUCCCACGUACUGCAACCUCAAGCGCCUCAGUGUCGAGCGGAACCUCGUGACUGAGCUUUUGCUCUCAGGGAGAGGGAAAUGUGACUGCUAUACGUACGAUGACUACUACAGUAAGGAACAGAAGUGUUAUCCUCAGCAUCUCCACACAGUGUCCUUAGAUGAUAACAAGAUUAGGAGACUGGCCGCGGACGACUGUCCGUUGCUGUAUUCUCUGAGCACACUUAGGAUGUCUAGAAAUAAGCUGGAGCACCUCGGAGCGCAGGUCUGUGGCUCCCUCCACCGCCUGCAUUCCCUCGAUGUCUCACGCAACAGUAUCGUCAACGUAACCUGGCUUGACCUCUCCACAUACCCGUUCCUGCAGAACCUCAACCUCUCUUACAACGCCGUAGAAAAUUUCCCUCACAACGUAACCGAUCUGUCGCCGGGACUCAAGAUUCUGAACGUCAGUUCCACUUGCAUAAGGACUUUGAGUGGGACCUCGAGACUGAGUAUUAUUCAAGAAGACUUCCCUUGGGUGAACUGCAGUUUCCCUGAUCGAGAUAAGGUGAAGGAAGAAGGAACGAAGCCCGAGGCAAAAGUCUUCAUGCAAGCCAUUGGCUACUUCAUCGUAGUGAUCAUAUUCUUCUACGUGUUCUACGUGUGUGUCAGGCAGUACAAGUGCGGGUACCCCCCUGAAGGACCCAUCACACAGGAGAAUGAAGACACGAGUGAGCGCAUGUACUCGGUUUUCGUCGUCCAUUCCUCAAAAGACCGUGAGAUGGUGCGAAAAAACCUCAUCAUACCACUUGUCCAACGCGGAUACAGUGUAGCCUGGCACGAGAAUGCGUUUGUGCCCGGGGCAUGGAUACUGGAGAACAUAGAGAGAGCGGUUAGAAAUUCGGAAAGGAUGGUGGUCUUUGCGACUGACAGUCUUGCAGCGAGUAGGUGUUCUCUGCAAGAGAUCCGUCGCGGGCGCUACGAGGAAAUGGACAGAGAGGGAUUCAGGAUUAUGGCUUUGGUCACGGAAACGCUACCGAGGGCGCUGAAGCUGGACCUAUACGAGAUCGUCGCCCUGCGCACGCACAUCCACUACAGCGACAGAGACUACAUCGAGAAGAUCUGCCAGUUCCUGCGCCCCCCGCGGCCGGUUCCGCUGCAGGACGUGUCCCUUCCGAGCGCCAGCAGCAUCCGGUCGCAUCUGGAUCGCUUUGAUGAAAUGCGGAGAGGACACAGGAAUCAGAGUAUGUCUGAUGUAAUUAACGUGCAUCGCGACAAUGAAGGUUAUGUUAUCGACCAGUACACCGCGUCUAUCACCAAAGGAGCGAAGGUGUCGCCCUGGUCACAGUUGUCGCUAGAGGAUCGGUUUCAGAUGAUUUCAAGAUACACCAAGAGCCCAGGAAUGCCCCCAGAAGUCUACGCAGAAACAAGGAGUCUAAACUACGUGUUAGUGGAUCAGGAAAACGACCACAGCGAGGAUGAAGAUUCGUUCCAAUUGGUCACCUCCUCCAGGCUCUCCAUCGCAAGAACUUCCUGUCGGUUUU
Molecule: messenger RNA, 2677 nt
Organism: Penaeus monodon (black tiger shrimp)
Lineage: Eukaryota; Metazoa; Arthropoda; Malacostraca; Decapoda; Penaeidae
Biological process (GO): signal transduction
Molecular function (GO): protein binding
Source: RefSeq, a predicted model, not a curated record